UUGGACUUUAGGUUAGGUUAGUCACUUGAUUGUUUAUUUUGAUUGGUAACUGACAAAAGGCUUGGCGAAUUUAGCGAUAAGAGAUUAGUUAAUAGUGCUGAUAUUUUAACGUUCUGACGCAUUAUGAGUCAAUAUAAAGAGCCUCCACCCCCUUAUAGUGCUGAGUACCCGGCUGUACAUCAGUAUGGGCCUCCGCCUCCAGGAGCAUACCCACCCCCAACCGCACAGCAAUUCUACCCUGCUGCGCCUCCUGCUGGAAACUACUAUGGGCCUCCGCCCCCACAAGCUCCCUUUCCACCCCAAGGUUAUGGGGCCACUUCGACCACCAUUGUUGUGGAAAAUCCCGAAGUGAUAGUCAUUGGUGCCUGCCCUUCAUGCAGGGUUGGUGUUUUGGAAGAUGACUUCACUUGCUUGGGGGUUUUCUGUGCCAUAUUUUUCUUCCCGUUGGGUAUUCUCUGCUGUUUGGCGAUGAGGGAGAAACGUUGUUCCAAUUGCCACGCAACGUUUGGUUAAUAAUACUGGAAAUGGAUAAAAUAGGACACAUUUUUAUGAGAACAUAGUUUCCAAAGUUAUGCAAUGUAAUAUAGGCGUUGAUCAUAUCUGUUGACCUGUUUAUGCAAACUGUUAGGUUUUAUUGCUUUAUGUUAUUCUAUGUCCUGAUAAUUGAUCUGUUUCGGACCCACAUUUAUAUAUGUAUCUACAAUACUUUUAGUUUGAUUGAGGGAUUUUAAAUAUCAAUAUAUUUCCUUAGGUUCUAACUUUACCGACAAAAAUAACAAGUUUCUGUCUAUAAGUUUACAUCAUAAGUUUAAUGGAAAUGUAUAUAUUUACUAAAGUAUUCAUUUGAAUAAAUUAAAGUGGUUUGUUUUACUGAAAGUAAACAACUCAAACGCA
Molecule: messenger RNA, 894 nt
Organism: Dendroctonus ponderosae (mountain pine beetle)
Lineage: Eukaryota; Metazoa; Arthropoda; Insecta; Coleoptera; Curculionidae
Product: brain protein I3
Exons: 3
Coding region: 124-513 (129 amino acids)
Source: RefSeq, a predicted model, not a curated record